CAGGCACAAACAUGUGCACGCAACCGGACGCAUCUCACCAAGCCGAAUCACUGAGCGAACGUUUGUGAGAUCAUCAACAUCCUCAUCAUCAGAUCAUCUGUAGACCCAUCUCAGGAGCUUCUGUCUAUCAGGAAUGGGCCGAAGGAGGGAAAGAGGAAGCAGGUGAAAUACAGAAAAACAAGAAAUACCUUGUUCGGGAAAUCUUACCUAACACCAUGGCAAACAGCUCAGAGUGGAUGGACGGCGGUAAUGAGUCAUUUGUUGGUGAUUUGGAAAUUUGUGCCAAAGCAAGGAGCCCAAGUCUACGAGUAGCUCUGUACAGCUUCAUAAUCUUUGGAAUUUUCUGUACAGUGGUUGGAAACUUUCUAGUGGUGCUGGCUAUUGCUUAUUUCAAACAGCUCCGCUCUCACACAAACUCCUUUGUCAUGUCUCUGGCAGUAGCUGACUUCCUGGUGGGCUUGGUGGUCAUGCCUUACAGCAUGGUGCGAACCGUCGAAGGCUGCUGGAACUUUGGGAAAACAUUCUGUCAGCUGCAUUCCAGCCUUGAUGUUAUGCUCUGCACUGCAUCCAUCUUCCAUUUGAGUUGCAUCGCAUUUGACCGAUACUACGCUGUCUGUAACCCGCUAGUCUAUUCUUUCAAAAUGUCCCGGAGUCGUGUGAUUCUGCUAAUUGUCAUAUGCUGGGCUGUUCCACUGCUCAUCUCCUUUGGUCCCAUCCUCCUGGGGCUACACACUCUUGGUGUGGAUGUACCCUUGCCUGGGAAUGUAUGCAUCCUUCUCGUAAACCGUGUCUAUGCCAUCAUAGCAUCACUAGUGGCAUUUUAUCUUCCUAUGGCCACGAUGCUUGUUGCUUACUGGAAGAUUUACAAAGCAGCCAAACGACAAGCCAUGCAGAUAAAUGCUUUAGAAGCUCAGAUGGCAACCGGUGCAGGCAAGAGCUCUAGCAAGAAGCAAAAGCACCGCAACUACUUGAGAAGGGAGAGGAAGGCAGCGAAAACCCUCGGCAUCAUUAUAGGUGUCUUCCUGCUCUUCUGGUUGCCCUUCUUCACUGUGAACAUCGUGGACCCUUUUAUUGAGUACAGAACAACAAGUGUGAUAUGGGAUGUGUUCCUCUGGUUGGGGUAUGUGAACUCAUCCCUUAAUCCUUUCCUAUACGGUUUCUUCAACAGGUCAUUCCGUAGGGCUUUCCUCAUGAUCUUGGGCUGCAGGAUAUGUCUGCCUGGAUCAGCCCCAAGCAUGGACCUCUCUCAUUCUAAGAAGGAUACAAAUGAGCGCACAGAGAAACAAUAAGUCAUGGUUCCACCUACAGUUCUGAAGUUGCAUGUGUUCAUUUGGCAGAUGCUGUCACAUAUAGUGAGCAGAUGAAGAAUAAAUACCUUACCAAAGGACCCAACAGUGAGUGGCUAGGAUUUAAACCAACUACCUCACCACUGAACUAUAAUUCUACAGACCAAUGCUGGACCUGUAUAGAUGACGUUGUGGACUGAUCAAGCUUAGGAUAGUCUCGAAGAAAGAAUCAUGCUUA
This is a messenger RNA of Tachysurus vachellii, 1524 nucleotides long. Its product is annotated as 5-hydroxytryptamine receptor 4. Gene Ontology annotation, cellular component: membrane. NCBI's taxonomy places the organism in Eukaryota, Metazoa, Chordata, Actinopteri, Siluriformes, Bagridae. Gene Ontology annotation, molecular function: G protein-coupled receptor activity. The transcript has 2 exons. The coding region runs from base 216 to 1289 and encodes 357 amino acids. The record is from RefSeq and is a predicted model, not a curated record. Gene Ontology annotation, biological process: adenylate cyclase-activating adrenergic receptor signaling pathway.